This is a messenger RNA of Nerophis lumbriciformis (worm pipefish), 831 nucleotides long. Lineage: Eukaryota; Metazoa; Chordata; Actinopteri; Syngnathiformes; Syngnathidae. The record is from RefSeq and is a predicted model, not a curated record.
AUGUUCCAGAGAUUCGCCAGCGCCCUGUUCGGCGACGACGAUGUCGCGCCGCAGCCGAGUCGCCUCCGCCGUCACGAAAAGCAACCUGAGGAGGAGGAAGACGAGGAAGACUGGAUCUUGGUCAACUUCCUGGCCGACAGCUGUUCCGGUCAGCGCUGCGGCGACGGCCUCUCUGGCGCCGUUGUCGGCAAAGACGUGGAAGAGGAAGAAGACGAAGACCUGGUGAUAAUCCCUUCCCCCGUGGCCAGCCCGCCCGUCCGCUACGCUUCCUGCACCUCCCUCAACUCCACGGCCGACACCGACCCGGACGGCGGUGGCGAGGAGGACGAGGAAGAGGACGGCGAUUUCCUGCGCGUGGAUGCGGCGUCUCUGGAGGAGAGCUGGUUCGUCACGCCCCCGCCGUGCUUCACCGGCCGCGGGGUCCGCUCCGUCCUGGUGGAGACUAGUCCUCUCGAGAACCUGCUGAUCGAACACCCCAGCAUGUCGGUCUACGCCCACCACAGCCCUCCCAGACUCAACCUGGACCCAAUGCCACGUUCCAUGGACUUGGAACUGGCUACUGCUCCUAAGGAGAAAGGAAGACGCUCUCUGGAUAGCUCGCGACACAGGCCCGAAGUGUCGUCGGUCCAGCGCCGUACCAGCCUGCACCAGUCGGCGUGCUACGCCGCGGCGCUGUCGGCCCGCGCCGGCCUCCUGCCUCCCCGUCCGGGCCUGGGUGCCGGCCAACCGCUUCUGUCACGCAACGCGCUGCGCCGCCUCAACCUGCUGCACCCGCCCAAGGCCGGCCCCGCCCACCUGCACCAGCCCAGCCAGCGUCACCUCAACUUCUGA